Oryza sativa Japonica Group (Japanese rice) is the source of this 2128-nucleotide messenger RNA. Its product is annotated as BAG family molecular chaperone regulator 2. The record is from RefSeq and is a predicted model, not a curated record. Gene Ontology annotation, biological process: protein stabilization. Gene Ontology annotation, molecular function: adenyl-nucleotide exchange factor activity; protein-folding chaperone binding. Gene Ontology annotation, cellular component: cytoplasm. NCBI's taxonomy places the organism in Eukaryota, Viridiplantae, Streptophyta, Magnoliopsida, Poales, Poaceae.
CCACGCUCACCAACCCAAACCGACGCGUAGUCGACGAGUUCGAUCGAUUGCCCGACCGUAUCCGUACAAUUGCUGACGCAACCAAACCAUCACAAGGUUAAAUACAGUAAAAGAAAAAAUAAAGAAAUUCUCUUCUUCUUGUAGUAGAAGAAGAUGAUGCCAUUGGAGUUCUUGGCCAUUGUAUAAACAGGGCUAAGCUAGGAGAAGGAGCCCCACACUUGUCUACUUGCAAGGUGGACACCAUUGGGGUUGGGUUGGGUUGGGGGUUGCUUGGUUGCUUGCAUUGCUUAGUUUUCAUCAGUAUAAAUAUUCUGCUGCCCUGUCCCUUAGUUGUACCCUGUCUUUUUCUUCCUCCUCAUACCCUUUCUUCUUAGCUCUUCCUCCCAUUCCUUCUUCGAUUCAUUCCUGUCUCCAAUUGGAGGUCACAAUUGCAGCUUGCAGCUAGCUCAAAUUUCCAUUUUUUGUUUGGUUGUCUCUCGGCAGCAAAGCAGAUAUAGAGCAGAGGAAAGCUAAGCUAAAUUAGUUAGUUAGAUUACUAGUCUCUGGCAGCUGGGUGAUCUUAAUUUGAUCAAAGAAGAAGAAGAAGAAGCAAGUUUUUUUAGCUCCUGAGUAUAUUAUAGGAUUAACUACUACUAGGAUAGUACUCCUAUAUGAGAAGAAGAUGAUGCGCGGGAAGGAUCAGAAAUUUCCGGCGAUGAAGAAGGAGACGGCGGCGGUGGCGAAGGAGGAGGUGUGGGAGGUGCGGCCCGGCGGCAUGCUGGUGCAGAAGCGGAGCCCGGAGUCGGAGCCACCGCCGGGCGGCGCGCCGGUGCCGACGAUCCGGGUGAAGGUGAAGUACAACGGGGUGUACCACGAGAUCUACAUCAACUCGCAGGCGUCCUUCGGCGAGCUGAAGAAGCUCCUGUCGGAGAAGACGGGGCUCCACCCCGACGACCAGAAGGUGGUGUACAGGGACAAGGAGAGGGACUCCAAGGCGUUCCUCGACAUCGCCGGCGUCAAGGACCGCUCCAAGAUGCUCCUCCUCGAGGACCCCACCGCCCAGGCCAAGCGCCUCCUCGAGGAGCGCCGCCAUUGCAAGGCUGAGCGCGCCGCCAAGUCCGUCUCCCGCGUCGCCCUCGACGUCGACAAGCUCGCCUCCAAGGUGUCGGCGCUGGAGGCGAUCGUGAGCAAGGGCGGGAGGGUGGUUGACGCCGACGUGGUGGCGCUCACCGAGGCGCUGAUGAAUGAGCUGGUCAAGCUCGACUCCAUCGCCGCCGACGGCGAGGUCAAGGAGCAGCGCCGAGUGCAGGAGAAGCGGGUGCAGAAGUACGUCGAGGCCCUCGACGCCAUCCGUGCCAAGACCAAGAAAGCGGCGGCGGCGCCGCCCAAGGCCCGGCCGCCGCACCUGCCGCCGCGGCCGCCGCCGGCGCAGCAGCAGCAGCGCCGGCAGUUCCAGCCGCCGGCGCCCGCCACGGCGACCGCGCCGGCGCCACAGACCGCGACGGCCAGCUGGGAGUCGUUCGACCUGCUCUCAUCCGUGCCGUCCACGUCGUCGGCCCCGGUGACCACCAUGGCGCCGGCGACCACCACCACCACCUCGCCGUCGCCGAGGUUCGAGUGGGAGCUCUUCUAGACGAUGUGGGGCCCACACUGGCCGCAUGUGUGUACACGUUCAUUGGCCGGUCGGUACCUAUGCCUUUCUUGCAUGUUCAUCUUUGGUCACUCAUGGUGCAUGUCAAUUGUCAUUCUUCCUUUCCUCUCUCUCCCCAAUUCUUUCUUUCUUUCUUUCUUUCUUUUCUGAAUUCUGAGUGUAUAUUGAUCUCUACAAAAAAAGGGGCUAAAAUGUCAAGUGAGUGAGUGAGUGUGAUCCUCAUGAAGAAGACAACAUCAAAACCAUGAGACACUCUGAUGAUCCAUGGUCUGCAAAAAAUAAGUGGUGGCCUUUGAGAUGAUGAUCAAAAAGGAAAUUUUUCAUGACAAUAUAUAUGUACAGUACUGUAUACUACUACUAGUGUACAUCAAUGGUCUCAGCAUAUGUUGCCUGUCUCAUUCAUCUUCUUCUACACUGUAUGUAUGUAUUAUCAUCACUUCCUACAUUGUACAAACAAUGCUGCUACUACUACAUUUCUGGUACUCAUAUUCAGUAGAA